Molecule: messenger RNA, 3823 nt
Organism: Mizuhopecten yessoensis (Yesso scallop)
Lineage: Eukaryota; Metazoa; Mollusca; Bivalvia; Pectinida; Pectinidae
Product: NAD-dependent protein deacylase sirtuin-5, mitochondrial-like
Exons: 7
Coding region: 423-1178 (251 amino acids)
Molecular function (GO): NAD+ binding
Source: RefSeq, a predicted model, not a curated record
CAUCCUGUUUCAACUUUACCAAAAUUUCUCACCUGGUUUUCUUGAAACUUCACCAGAGAUCACAUGUACUGGUGCAUGACACUAGUAACUUAUACAUUUCAAAAUCUUCCAAAAGUAUGAUAUCUCAAAUACUGUAUUAGUUUACACUGUAUGAUAUUUUGAAUUAUAAAUCCACGUCGUUAAAAUAUCAUAUCUGAGUUGGAAAAACCUGGGUUAUAUUUCCUGUGCUUUCCUAAUCCCCUCUUACAUUGAUAUAUAGAGUUUUAAAUAUAGUCCUACCCUACCUGUAUGCAAACAAAAUAACUAUAAAUAAUAUCACGUUAUCUGUCGUUAUAAAUCAAAUUUAUUUUAUUUACACAUCCGGAGCCUAACAACCUGACAACAUACAUUGUAGCUGUACAGAGUAUUUACUCUGGAGUCGAAUGAAUAUCUUAGCAAACUGCAGACAGUCUCUGUGUCGACUACUUCCUCGUACAAUAAUGGCAGACGCUGGCAAGCCACAGAAAGAUCCAUUUGCAGAGUUUGACCGGUUCGGGCGGCUUCUUGGCUUUACUGCGCCCCAGGGUCGACCAAGCUCUGAUAUUAGUACGUUCCGGGAACAUUUUGCCAAAGCCAAGCACAUUGUGGUUUUAACUGGAGCUGGAGUAAGUGCAGAGAGUGGUGUUCCAACGUUCCGAGGAGCAGGUGGAUUCUGGCGCAAGUGGCAAGCUCAGGUUAGACUUCAUGACAAGGGAGAUAAUCUCAUAGUUCUGACACUGCAAGGGGUAGGUAUACAGAGGUACAGUCCAAUCUGUGAGGCACUGGCAGGCAAGGGGGAGCCUAGUCCUGAAGUAAAGGAUGCUGGGAUACCAGUACAAGACUUGCCACGGUGUAAGAAGGAGAACUGUACAGGUCUGCUGCGUCCCCAUGUUGUCUGGUUUGGGGAGGGUUUGGAUCCGGCAGUGCUAGAGAGUGCAGAUCAGGAGCUGAAGGAAUGUGACCUCUGUUUGGUGGUAGGAACCUCCUCCGUUGUCUACCCAGCGGCCAUGUUUGCUCCAGAGGUAGCGAGUCGCGGUGUUCCUGUGGCGGAAAUAAAUAUGGAAGAAACUGACGUCACAGCAGGACUAGGAUUUCACUUCCAGGGAGCAGCGGGAAGCAUUGUGCCAGAAGUCUUGGCAAAACACGAGUCUGAACCCUGACACAACUGUAGCCUGUCGUGUCCAUCUAUGACUUAACACAGUGAAAGGAGUGUUAUACACUUAACCCCUUGACAGAAGAAUGUCAGUAUGUUAGCCUGGCCAGGUUAAAUGGUGUGUAGUCACUUCUGAAGCGUCAUUAAUUAUAAGCUACAGGGAUGAUUUUGGAGUGAGUCUUUAGAUCAUGUGGCCAUUGGUCUGUAGAAAUUUCAUUGAAGAGCGCUGUUCAACUUUCCCUUCUGUAUGUAUUUUACAAUAUAUGACUCAUCUGUUAUUCAAUGAAAAAUAACAUCCCUUCUGAUUUGUCGGGGUCAACGUGGCAAAGAGUUAGUUUGAUUCCUACAGCUAUCCUAGGGACUUUCAAAAUAAGGAACCUGAAACUGCUUGGGAGGAAACAACAAUACUAAAAUCUCAAUGCCAUAUCAGUGCAAUAGAUGUCAUGGACGCCAAACGAACUAUAUAUUUAACUUCUGACCAUCAUUAUUUUAGAAGAAAACCUCCACUGGUGGAAUCAGACAUAUAUUACAUAUGUAUAUGUCUCUGGUGGAAUCAGACAUAUAUUACAUAUGUAUAGGUCUCUGGUGGAAUCAAUGAAUUGCAAUUGAAUUUGUUGCAUUGUGCCUUUUGAUGAUUAAUAUACUAUGAUUAGUAUACUGGUAAUUUGUUAUCAUUUAAUAUAUAUAUGUUUAUAUAUUUAUUCCAAAAUUUUUUGGAUACUGUUAUGCUAUAUAUAUAUACUCUUACAAUGUAACGGAAUGUGUUACCAAUAUUUAUACAUUUAUUACAUUUUACCAGUAAAAUAUCCCUAAGGUUUUACAGUUAAUAUAAAGUUGUUAAUUUUUACUUUUUGUUAUUUUCAUAAUAAACCUAUACCAAUCAGAGAGCAGGGUUUAGUGUAAAAAAAUCACAGAAGAUUGCAUGGAGUUGUGACAUUGUGACGUCACAAUAUUCUGAACAGCAUUCUCUGUCGCCACAUUUUUUGGGGUGGGGAUGGACUGACCUGUUCUCAUAAGGACAUGUCAUUUGAAAGGAAAACGUGAUUAACAUAUAAGUACUAGUGAAAAACAUAAAGUUAGUCUCCUCACUUUUAUUAGAAACUGAGAAUAUCUUCAAUAUAAAUAAAGUAAAACAUGUGUAUCUUAAGGGGAGAUAACUCUGGUGUACCUGAACUCAAUGCAGUCUGCUCUCCACUCACAAAAGUCACUUCAACUUCAAAGCAUGAUUGAUCAGAGUUUACGGUUACGUUUUACCCUAAUGGAUGUAUAGCAAGGAAACGCGUCCCUCGAUUCACAUUGUAUGUGUUCUUUCAUAACUAGAAACUGGCAGGUAACAUACAAUUUUUAGGGUUAUUUCCUGCCCUUCCUUUGUGAUUUGUGUGUCUAUGUUACAAAUAAUUUGUUGAUUUACUUUUUGCAGUAUAUUUUCACAGAAACUGCCAUAUACAUUGCACGGCUUGAUGAUCACGCACCUGCAUCCUAAUUGUCGACUAUAUCGACCCUAUUUCAGAGACUUAAGUUAUCAUAUUUUAUAUUUUGAAAAUGUCUUCACCACUUGGAAGAUGCAUUGUCUCUUUCCACACACUUCAGUUGAACGGGGCUACACACAAUAAAUACAGAAUGAAAUGGCCCCUCUCUAAUCCUAACAGUUUUUAAUUGUUAAGUGGUUGGGGGCUAGAAAGGCUGGGUUUAUUCAGUUCAGUCAACCCUUGUCUACCACACAAUAAAACCCUUCCAGUGGCAUUUUGGCGUUAUAAAGGGAUUCAGAUAUAUAUUCAGGAACAAUAUCAGAUUUGUGAAAACUGAUGAAUGUAAAAGGUUGUUGACAAACGUUGGCAAUAAGUGAUAUGACAUUUAUACCAUCAAGGUUUUAUUUAACAUAUGGCAUUAUAUUGAAUUUUUACUGUAUAGUAAUAAAUUAGGGGCACUAAACUCGAUCACAGUUCCCCUCUAAAGUGAUAAAGGAGAGGGCAAUAUAUUGAGGUUUUAGAGUCUAGUGAGAGCGCAUUAUAUCGAGGUUUUAGAGUCUAGUGAGAGCGCAUUAUAUUGAGGUUUUAGUGUCGAGGGCAUUAAAUCAAGAUUUUACUUGAUGUGAUAAGGAUGGGAUAUCAAGGUUUUACUGUCUUGGUGGUUAUAUGGGCUAUUAAAUUCUUGCACUCAUCCAUGCAAGAUUGAUACAUUUGUAAAUAUGAAUUGUAUUAUUUCCAAUAAUUACCCACUCCUGUUUCUGUUUUCAGGUUCAUUAUAACAAUUCCUCGAGUAAUUAAUGGAACAAUUACUGUGUAUCAUGGUAAAGACAUCAGUUUAAAUAGGGGCUAGCUUUUGAGGUUGAGAAUUUACAAUUUUGUUUGAGACUGCAGGACAUCAAUUACUACCUCUUUAUGUAGAAAUCAAGGUUAUGGAAUGUUUGCUUUCUACAUUAAAGGGGUAUAUAUUAUAAUAUAGGUGUUUACUUCAUUUGAUUUAAGAAUAAAAUUGAUAGAUAUUUCAUAAUUAUUUCUUCCUCAAUUCUUUCUAUAUUCAAUUAAUAAAUAUAAUAUGUUUAUUAAAGUAUGUACCUUAUCAUGAAAUUAUUCUUAUCACCAUAAAAAUAAUGAAAAAGAGGAAAUAUUUGCAAAAACUCCAUUAGACUUUUUUCUUAACUCUUUCACC